This is a messenger RNA of Cuscuta campestris, 1979 nucleotides long. NCBI's taxonomy places the organism in Eukaryota, Viridiplantae, Streptophyta, Magnoliopsida, Solanales, Convolvulaceae. The record is from the annotation of a GenBank genome assembly.
GGUUGAAGAUGCUGUUCUUAAAUUCAAAAACUUGCAUGCUCAGCUGGAUGUGACACUCUCAUCUGUACCAUGUGAGAAGCUUAUUAAGCUCUCCUGCAAAUUACUCAAGGUGCAUACCGCACUCAAUAUAGUCGAUCAGAUAAUUGAUAAGGGGUUGUCUAUGACGACAGAGACAUUUAAUGUCAUACUAGAUGCCUGUGAAGGUAGCUGUGAGUAUAAUUUGGAAACUCAUCAUAGUCAGCGGCUCAGAUAGUUCAAGUUCUCGACUCUUCUUGCUUAGUUUGUGCACAUUAACCAGUUUUUGCAUCCAACAAUGUACUCGGGAGUGACCCAUUUUGUUGCAAUAAUCACAAUGUGAAAACAAGUUCGCCGGAUGCAUUCAAUCACAAUAAGUUUCCACAAUCUCAAGCCUAAUGAAAAGACUUUUUGCAAGUUGAUAAAUUUGAGUGUAAAAAUGAAAGAUUUUGACAGAGCAUACCGAAUUAUCAAGGACUUGAGGAAGUUUAAUUUGUUGCCUACGGUUAACAUGUACAAUGCCAUAAUGGCAGAAAGACUUCCAUGGUGGAUUGAUGGUUUUCAAACAAAUGGAAGACGCCAAUGUGAAACCAGACUCUCAAAGUUUUAGCUACCUGAUAAACAAUUGCAAGAGUGAACAGGAUAUAAACAAGUUUUUUAAUGAGAUGAAACAUGCUGAAGUUCAUGUCACAAAGCACGUUUGUAUGUCCCUUAUAAAUGCACAUGCAGCUUGUGGACAGUUUAUGAAGGCUAAGCAGGUGAUCUCAGAUGGAAGGGUACCCAUAAAGAGCUUAAAUGAAGUCAAAAGUGUGCUUGUUUCUGCUCUUGCCUCACAUGGGCAAGUAUCUGAUGCACUUGAUAUAUAUGAAGAAAUAAAAAAAAGUAAAGGCAAUCUGGCACCAAAAGCAGUUAUUUGCCUUAUUGAGCAUAUGCAGUGUGAAGGAAAUUUAGAUAGAUUACUUCAUCUGCUUGGUGAGUUAGAAGAUAAAGAUUAUUGGGUUGAUGCGGCCUUCAGAAUUAUAUCAUAUAGCAUUCGGCACGAACACUUCGGACCUAUCAUGCACUUGCUUAAGAAACUCAAGGACAUUUACUGCAAUGAUGAGGUGGCUAGACAUAUUCUUUUUGAUGAGAUAUUUUUCCUUGUGGUGGAAAAAGAUCCAAUAGACUUGGAGCUCGGCUGGAAUAUGCUUCAAGCUAUUAAGCACGAGUUAGGUGUUAUCCCUUCCCGCAAGAGCCUUGAUGUCCUCCUUAGUGCAUGUCAGAGCUCCAAAGAUAUAUCAUUUUGCUUCAAGAUUUGGGAAGAGUACCAGAAAGCUGGUCUUCCUUACAACAUACUUAGUUAUUUGAGGAUGUACCAAGUUCUUUUGGCCUUCGGGCUACUAGAACAUGCGACAACAUUACUAAGUAACAUUCCACAUGAAGAUCCACAUAUUUGCUACGUCAUCAACGCAUGCCAAACAGCUUACACAAAUUCUCAAGAUAAAAUGAAAGGUUUUGCCGUAUGAACUUUGCAGAGCUAAUUGAUAUUCUAUGUUCUUUUUGGGGAUUACUAUAACGAAUAGGUUGCCUAUGCAUUGAACAACUCCAGUGAGCAUUCUAUCAACUUCAGUUUCCUCUAACGCCUUCAGGCUUUUUUGUGAAGUCCAUGAUCACAAGCCCGCAUAACUCAGGCUUUGCAAGGCCAAUUCACGAUUCAUCAGUCCCUCACGGUUUUUGGAACCCGAUUCUGACUUUGUUAGUGUAUGUUAGAUUCCAUUAUAUGUAUAGUCAAUAGUCAAACAAAAAUAUACUCCUUUUGUAACUUUAACCUUUGACUCUAGUGUCGGAUUUAGGGUAUUCAAGUGACGUUAGAAAGCUUCUCAUUAUUGGGGUUUAGAAGCUUAACUGCUAAAGAUUCAAAGGUAACUUUUGUACGACACUUAAAUUAUUGAAAUCAAAUACCCGAGUAAAUAGUUCGAGUUAAU